AUGUCCCAGGUGGACGAUAACCCACAGCCUGAAGCAUCGUCCCAGAUCGAGCAGCCUGCUGCUGUAUCGUCCAUAGCGGUGCCAACGUCUGAUAUUGCUCGACAGAGGCGCAGAAUAGCUGAUCUGGAGGAGAAGCUGCAAGUGCUCGAGUCGGGGCAUGCGGUGAAACAAAGGGAAACAAACUACUUCAUGUCACAAGGACGGGCCAUCAGACGGAUGGUUACACUAUAUGAUAGCGUCGAGGACUUGAUAAAUGAAAACGAUAGGCGGUGUGACAUAGAGGGCGACGACGACGACAUAACUCUCGAGUCCGUGUUUCACCUCCACCUACUGAUCGCUACUGACCGGUUUGAUACCAGUCAAAAUUGGUUGCAAACCGGAUAUAUAGUCCUCAAUAAUGUACUUCCGUGGUUUCACCGAAAGGCUUCCGACAUGGAGUACGAAGAUUAUACGCACAUGUUAAAAAAGCUUAGACAGGGUGCGGACGGUGCUCAAGGUGAUGACACUUCGAAGCUCAAGCCUCUUGUCCCUGAUUGGGUCAAUCGCGAGUGGAAACCUGAUCCCCCAGUCGACCCCGAAGAUAAACACUGCCGUGGCUUCACCAACGACGCCUGUGGCAGACUGCUCUGUCCAACAGAGCUAGACUGGAAUAACCCAACAUUAGUAUUGCACUUUGUCAGAGCAGGAAUUAGGGACCGCAUAGACGGCCAUAUCGUGACGGAAAUGUCAUGGCCCGCAUUUCUUUAUGCAGGAUAUACAGCUGAUCCGAAUAAUCUCGAGGAGGGUCUCUUCAAAAGCAAGCUUUUAGUUCAGGCAUUCAAAGCCAUAUUUACAUCACCCUCUUCGGCAAAGGAAGUUGCUGGUGAUGGUGAUGGCGCCAACAUCAUUGAAAACAACAGACGCGCGAAGAAGGAUGUUUUGGGCAAGAAAGUCAAAACACACGUCGCUCAAAUCAUUAAAAUGCACAAAGUCUCACCUCGCUCGAUCGCUUAUGUGUCGUGUCAAGUAAGUGACGGCGACUUCGAUUACAUACAAUUCUGGUGCAAUAUCGUGGAUUUCUUUGAAUGCCCGCCUGGUCGAACAGCGCAGCGCAACGUUGACCGACUCCUGAUGUGGUGGACGAGGAAAGUUUUUGGAACAACUCGUCGGGCGGAACUCAGUGAUGCGGCCAAGGCUCACAUGUCCGUAAAUGCUCUCGCAAUGCAGCGGGCACGAUUGGAUGAUGCACUUUUCGAUUCUGAGUAG
Messenger RNA from Suillus plorans, 1245 nucleotides. RefSeq lists its product as uncharacterized. NCBI's taxonomy places the organism in Eukaryota, Fungi, Basidiomycota, Agaricomycetes, Boletales, Suillaceae. The coding region runs from base 1 to 1245 and encodes 414 amino acids. The record is from RefSeq and is a predicted model, not a curated record. The transcript has 7 exons.